AUGUACAAUCGCCAAAAUGACAGAGUGUGGGCUGUGGAUCGUGCGGAAGCCGACAAGAAUGGUGGAAUCAAGCAAAAACAAAAUUUUCCAACAAAAGUUAUGGUUUGGUUGGGAGCGUGUUCGAAAGGACUCACACCUUUGGUUAUUUUUGAAACUGGCACUAUGAAUCAUCAACGAUAUAUCAAGGAAGUGCUACCAAUUGCUAAAAAAUAUGGAGAUGAACAAUUUGGAGACAAUUGGACAUACCAACAGGACAGCGCGAGACCUCAUACACACGAACUAUCACUGGAAUGGUGUUAUGAAAAUAUGCCUGGAAUAAUCGGCAAAGAUCGUUGGCCACCAAAUAGUCUCGAUUUGAGCCCCUUGGACUACAGUAUUUGGUCCGAAUUUGUACAACAAAUUAAUUGGAGUGUUGCUCGAUCAAAACAAAGUUUAAUUGAAGAAUUAAAACGUGCUGUUAAAAAAAUUAGGCCAGAAAUAAUUUUACAAAGUUGUGAAAGUUGGACGAAGCGAUUGCACCGUUUAAAAAAAAUUAACGGCGGUUAUCUUCAUUAA
This is a messenger RNA of Didymodactylos carnosus, 555 nucleotides long. NCBI's taxonomy places the organism in Eukaryota, Metazoa, Rotifera, Eurotatoria, Philodinida, Philodinidae. The record is from the annotation of a GenBank genome assembly.